This is a messenger RNA of Sinocyclocheilus anshuiensis, 894 nucleotides long. RefSeq lists its product as uncharacterized. Bases 31 to 894 code for a protein of 287 amino acids. The transcript is spliced from 2 exons. Lineage: Eukaryota; Metazoa; Chordata; Actinopteri; Cypriniformes; Cyprinidae. The record is from RefSeq and is a predicted model, not a curated record.
AGCAGUGCCCGCUCCCGCAGGAGCUCUUCCAUGUUUCCCCUCCGCCGCAGUAGCUUUUUCAUACUUCCCCACUGCCGCAGCAGUGCCCGCUCCCGCAGGAGCUCUUCCAUGUUUCCCCUCCGCCGCAGUAGCUUUUUCAUACUUCCCCACUGCCGCAGCAGUGCCCGCUCCCGCAGGAGCUCUUCCAUGUUUCCCCUCCGCCGCAGUAGCUUUUUCAUACUUCCCCACUGCCGCAGCAGUGCCCGCUCCCGCAGGAGCUCUUCCAUGUUUCCCCUCCGCCGCAGUAGCUUUUUCAUACUUCCCCACUGCCGCAGCAGUGCCCGCUCCCGCAGGAGCUCUUCCAUGUUUCCCCUCCGCCGCAGUAGCUUUUUCAUACUUCCCCACUGCCGCAGCAGUGCCCGCUCCCGCAGGAGCUCUUCCAUGUUUCCCCUCCGCCGCAGUAGCUUUUUCAUACUUCCCCACUGCCGCAGCAGUGCCCGCUCCCGCAGGAGCUCUUCCAUGUUUCCCCUCCGCCGCAGUAGCUUUUUCAUACUUCCCCACUGCCGCAGCAGUGCCCGCUCCCGCAGGAGCUCUUCCAUGUUUCCCCUCCGCCGCAGUAGCUUUUUCAUACUUCCCCACUGCCGCAGCAGUGCCCGCUCCCGCAGGAGCUCUUCCAUGUUUCCCCUCCGCCGCAGUAGCUUUUUCAUACUUCCCCACUGCCGCAGCAGUGCCCGCUCCCGCAGGAGCUUUUCCAUACUUCCCCACUGCCGCAGCAGUUCCCGCUCCCGCUGGAGCCAUUAUCUGUAUUUUACACUGCCGCAGCAGCGCCCGCUUCCGCAGAAGCCUCUAGUUCUCUCUUGUAAGCCUCAGCAGUGCCGCUACUACAAGCGAUGUCCAGCACCCCACCAAAUUUAA